Eubalaena glacialis (North Atlantic right whale) is the source of this 2275-nucleotide messenger RNA. RefSeq names its product presenilin 2 (gene PSEN2). Gene Ontology annotation, molecular function: aspartic endopeptidase activity, intramembrane cleaving. The transcript has 14 exons. The coding region runs from base 477 to 1796 and encodes 439 amino acids. The record is from RefSeq and is a predicted model, not a curated record. NCBI's taxonomy places the organism in Eukaryota, Metazoa, Chordata, Mammalia, Artiodactyla, Balaenidae. Gene Ontology annotation, cellular component: neuromuscular junction; dendritic shaft; cell surface. Gene Ontology annotation, biological process: negative regulation of apoptotic process; calcium ion transport; intracellular signal transduction.
CGGGGUCUGCGCCGGCGCCGGGUCCGGCGGGCGCUCUGCCAGCUGCGUAAACACUGCCGGAGCGCCGCGGCGGAGCAGACGGAGAACCUGAGAGGCAUCCAUCCCAUCCAGAACAAUUGCAGAGCCAACUUGACCCAAAAUUGACAGCUUGGGUUGCCAGCCUGUCCUGAGAGUAACUGAUCGGUACAGACCCCGGCUUCCGGAUUGCAGAGUAUCAUCAGUCUUCAAUUCCAGCUUAGAAGCAAAAGGAGUACAUCCCAGCUGCUCUGUUCUCCUUCAGGAACCAGGACAAAUUCCAAGAAGUAGCAUUUCAGGAUCAAAAGUCUGAAAAGCUCCUGCUCAUCUGCCUCCGCAGUGGCUCUCUGACCGGGCACAGGGUAUUCAGAAGAAAGGACGGUUCGUUCUUUCACGCCCCCAUUCAGCGAGCAAGUUGUGCAGAGCAGUAGGUGUGCCAAGGCACUUUCGGAGGUAGGGUCAUGCUCACAUUCAUGGCCUCUGACAGCGAGGAAGAAGUGUGUGAUGAGCGGACGUCCCUGAUGUCAGCCGAGAGCCCCAUGCCGCGCUCCUGCCAGGAAGGCAGGCAGGGCCUGGAGAACGGAGAGGGUGCCGCCCAGUGGAGAGGCCAGGAGAGCGAGGAGGACCAUGAGGAGGACCCUGACCGCUACGCCUGCAGCGGGGUCCCCGGGCGGCCACCAGGCCUGGAGGAGGAGCUGACCCUGAAAUAUGGGGCAAAGCACGUGAUCAUGCUAUUUGUGCCUGUCACGCUGUGCAUGAUCGUGGUGGUGGCCACCAUCAAGUCCGUGCGCUUCUACACGGAGAAGAAUGGACAGCUCAUCUACACACCUUUCACCGAGGACACACCUUCGGUGGGCCAGCGCCUCCUCAACUCCGUGCUCAACACCCUCAUCAUGAUCAGCGUCAUUGUCAUCAUGACCAUCUUCCUGGUCGUGCUCUACAAGUACCGCUGCUACAAGUUCAUCCACGGCUGGCUGAUCGUGUCCUCCCUGAUGCUGCUGUUCCUCUUUACCUACAUCUACCUUGGGGAAGUGCUCAAGACCUACAAUGUGGCCAUGGACUACCCCACCCUGUUCCUGACCGUCUGGAACUUCGGGGCGGUGGGCAUGGUGUGCAUCCACUGGAAGGGCCCCUUGGUGCUGCAGCAGGCCUAUCUCAUCAUGAUCAGCGCGCUCAUGGCCUUGGUGUUCAUCAAGUACCUCCCAGAGUGGUCUGCGUGGGUCAUCCUGGGCGCCAUCUCUGUGUAUGAUCUCGUGGCUGUGCUGUGCCCCAAAGGGCCGCUGAGAAUGCUGGUAGAAACUGCCCAGGAGAGAAACGAGCCCAUAUUUCCUGCCCUGAUAUAUUCAUCCGCCAUGGUGUGGACAGUGGGCAUGGCCAAGUUGGACCCCUCCUCUCAGGGAGCCCUUCAGCUCCCCUACGACCCAGAGAUGGAAGAGGACUCCUAUGACAGUUUGGGGGAGCCCUCGUACCCUGAAGUCUUUGAGCCCCCCCUGCCUGGCUACCCGGGGGAGGAGCUGGAGGAGGAGGAGGAAAGGUUUGUGUCUGACCCUCCUGCUGCUCGCCGUGUUCAAGAAAGCGUUGCCUGCCCUCCCCAUCUCCAUCACGUUCGGGCUGAUCUUCUACUUCUCCACAGACAACCUGGUACGGCCUUUCAUGGACACCCUGGCCUCCCAUCAGCUCUACAUCUGAGGGGAAGCCUGGGCACCGUGGCUUGGAAGCUGGAAGAAAUGGUAACUGGAUGCAGUUGUACAGUUUUACACUCUAGUGCCAUAUAUUUUUAAGACUUUUCUUUCCUUAAAAAAAAAAAAAAAAGAAUAAAAAAGUGUUGUGUUUACUUUGUGAAGAGGAAGGACAGCUUUUUGGUGCUGGUGGUUUUGUCACCAGGCCGUGGCUCACCUCUUCGUGAGCACUUGCUUCACCAACAGGAGACGCGGGAAAUCUGUCCAGAGGAGCUGUGGAAGGUUCCGAGACGUGGGAGGGGCUUGGGGAAGGCCCCUGCCCUCGCCCCACAGCCUGGAGUCCUCUGAGGGCCCAGCCGGAGGACGGGACGCAUAUAUUCGGGACCGGGAGGUCACUCCCGGGACGGCAUGUAGCACCUGGUCACUCUGGCCGGAGAGGAAAAGCCAAUAUUCUCUGCAAGGAAUGUUCCCAAUGCUUUGUCUAUGAUGUUGUCAUCAUUUUAUUACCUUUAGAGUCCUUGUUACAGCAGUUACUGCUGGGAAGUGUCUUAAUAUCAAUAAAUAGACGAAUCCUGUUGCAA